GGGCUGCGCUGGAAGCAUCCAUCUGCCUCUGGGGCGCCGCCGUGCAGACAUGGUCGGCCUCCUGCUUCUGCUCCCGCUCCUCCUGCUCCCUUUCGUCUUGUAUGUGGCUGCGCCCCAGAUCAGGAGGAUGCUGUCCUCUGGGGUGUGCACAUCUACUGUCCAGCUUCCAGGAAAGGUAGCUGUAGUCACUGGAGCCAACACAGGCAUCGGGAAGGAGACCGCCAGAGAGCUGGCUCAAAGAGGAGCCCGCGUAUAUCUAGCUUGCCGAGAUGUGCAAAAGGGAGAAUUGGUGGCCAAGGAGAUCAAAGGCUUGACAGGGAACCAACAGGUGUUGGUGCGGAAACUGGAUCUGUCUGAUACUAAGUCUAUUCGAGCCUUUGCUAAAGACUUCUUAGCAGAAGAAAAGCACCUCCAUAUUCUGAUCAACAAUGCAGGAGUGAUGAUGUGUCCCUACUCUAAGACAGCAGAUGGCUUUGAGAUGCACAUGGGAGUCAACCACUUGGGUCACUUCCUCCUGACCCAUCUGCUGCUGGAGAAACUGAAGGAGUCAGCCCCAUCAAGGGUAGUAAAUGUGUCUUCCCUGGCACAUCACUUGGGAAGGAUCCACUUCCAUGACCUGCAGGGGGAAAAAUUCUACAGUGCAGGUCUGGCUUACUGUCAUAGCAAGUUAGCAAACAUUCUCUUCACCCGGGAACUGCACAGGAGGCUGAAGGGCUCUGGUGUAACAGUGUAUUCUGUCCACCCUGGCACUGUCAAAUCUGAAUUGACUCGGCACUCAACUGUCAUGAGUUUGAUGUGGCAGGUGUUCUCCUUCUUCAUCAAAACUCCUCAGCAGGGAGCCCAGACCAGCCUGUACUGCGCCCUGACGGAAGGUCUUGAGCAUCUAAGUGGCAAACAUUUCAGUGACUGCCAGGUGGCAUGGGUCUCUUCCCAGGCGCGAAAUGAAACAGUAGCAAGGCGGCUAUGGGACGUCAGCUGUGACCUGCUGGGUCUCCCAGUGGAUUGAUAGGUGAUUGCGGUUAUACCCAAAAGAAGACAAAAGCAGAAAUCUCCUUGCAAGGAGGCCAAAACUGACCAUAAAGACCAGAACUUUCUAGCCUUGCCUGCUUCAUAUCUACUUCAAACCCAGUACACUGCCAGGUUCAUCUAGACUUAACUUUUCCUGUUAACUACUAGAGUUUCUAACUAUAUAUCAUUGGAUAAGACAACCUUCAUAUGUCCUGUACAGCUCAUAUCUUCCUUCUGAAACCUAUUAUCUAAGAACAUCCAACCUUUCGCAGGGUUGAUGUAUGUAGAUAUGGGCUAGUUUCUGCCUUCCUUAUUCACAACAUUGUUCCUUACAUCCAAACAGUCUUCACUUUGAGUGACCUUUGCAAUCUCAGCAACGCUGGAAUUCUCACUGCAUCUGGACUGUGGUCUGGACUUCCUUAUCCAGAGACAACCCAAAGCAGUAGCUUCCACAUGAGCUUCCUUUUUGAGAAAGUUUGCAAAAUCUGAAGGCAGAAAUAGAAAUAAAGCUGUCAUUUUCCUACAGUCUUCUCAGACCAAUAAGGAGAUAAUAAAAGAGGCAUUAUGAGAAGAUAGACCUCUUGGCUUCAGUUACUGAGCCCAGACCCAUGGAAGCCUCCUUUUUUGUGCCUUAGUCUCUCAGAAAACCAUAAAAGGACUUUUCAGUCAUUGUGUAUAUAUCUGUGUGUCUUCUUAUGUAUUUUCAUAAAACUCUUAAUGACCACAAAGGAACAGUAUGAAACCAGACCCUAGUGUUGAUAAACGAUCAGACACUAGUACAAAGACCCCAUGGGCUGCAAAGGUAAGCAGACUAGAUGUGGAUAAGUGGUCACCAAGAAGCAUAUGAGAAGCAAGGAUGAAGUUAAAAAACAAACUUAGAAGGCUAUGAAAUGUAUAAAGUGGUUAGUUGAGGACUUAGGAAAAUAAUAGAGAAUUGAGUGUGAACAUCCUCAUUCACAAGGCUUAUGUAGCACCAUCUUCAUCAGUCUAUGAGGCAGAAAAAAAACUUUUGGUAGUACUAGGGUGGAAACUCAGGGACUCAUACUUGCAAAACUAGUGUCCUGCUACUUGUUCCUUCCCUCCCUCCAUCACAGGUAUUUAGAAAAAUUAUCUUAAGAUCUAAUGGUGAUAAUUAAAGUCAAUUUAAUAAUCUUUCAGGACAUAUCCUUACAUGACUGUAAAAAGAUUUAAGAUGUCAGUCUGAGGGCUUGAGGUCUAACUCAGUGGUAGAGUGCUUUCCUGGGCUAUGAGGUCGUGGGUUCAUUUUAUUCCUAGCACUAACAGAAAAAAAAAGAAAGAUAAAAUGUGAACUUAAUAAAAUUUAGUUUCAUUUGGAGGGCUAUUGUCAAAAGUAAUGCUCCCCUAGGAAGUCUGAGGAAGUGGUAAUGUUAGCAUUACUUGCUUGGAGAAUGUACAGACUAACAAUUUUAUUUUAACUUUGGUAGAAAGAGUGAUAGUCUUUAUGUCUUAUUUGUAAAUUAAUCUCGAACUUGUUUUGACCAUUAACCACUGUUUAGAAAUGGUCAUUUAAUGGGAAAAUUGGAAAAGUCACUAAUAGUGCAGUGAAUAAAUAUUGAAUUAAUAAUGAAUAUUUUACCUAAUUUAUAUUGAAUUGUCAGUGACCAAAGUUCUUAUCAUGUUUUUAUUUACCAGAAUAAAACAAUAAAACAAAAGUUUAAUUGUAAUUAAACCACUUUUUUAAUUAUAGUUAUCCAACUCUCAAUCUAAACGAUAAAUGUUUCAGAAUCCAACUUUAGUACAACUACAAUUCAUAUGUCAUUAAUUUGGGGUCUUGAAUAAUUUGGUCAUCCUGUUUCCUCCAUAAUCUUCUAUGACACAGUUGAAACAU
Molecule: messenger RNA, 2857 nt
Organism: Perognathus longimembris pacificus (Pacific pocket mouse)
Lineage: Eukaryota; Metazoa; Chordata; Mammalia; Rodentia; Heteromyidae
Gene: Rdh11
Product: retinol dehydrogenase 11
Exons: 7
Coding region: 50-1006 (318 amino acids)
Source: RefSeq, a predicted model, not a curated record